Messenger RNA from Drosophila novamexicana, 1414 nucleotides. It is a transcript of the gene Faa, whose product is annotated as fumarylacetoacetase. The coding region runs from base 123 to 1376 and encodes 417 amino acids. Gene Ontology annotation, biological process: homogentisate catabolic process; L-phenylalanine catabolic process; L-tyrosine catabolic process. Gene Ontology annotation, molecular function: fumarylacetoacetase activity. Lineage: Eukaryota; Metazoa; Arthropoda; Insecta; Diptera; Drosophilidae. The transcript has 5 exons. The record is from RefSeq and is a predicted model, not a curated record.
CUCUGGCGCUACGCACAGUUCUAUUUACUGCUGUCAUUCUAAUCAGUUUACUAAGCACACAACUACUCAAAAGUUGUAAAUUCUUUAGUAACAAAGUUCACACCAGUGAGAAUUUGGAUAAAAUGUCAGUUAGCUUUGUUCCAGUGCCAACCGGCAGCGAUUUUCCUUUGGAAAAUUUACCAUAUGCUGUCUUCUCAACCAAAUCUAAUCCCGUUCAUCGCCUCUGCGUAGCAAUUGGAGAGCAUGUGUUGGAUCUAAAAGCUGUGUCGCAUUUGUUUGCACCCCCGCUUCAAGCUGCUCUCCACGCAGAGACAUUGAACUUGCUGAUGAGCUUGGGUCACGAAGCGUGGGCUGCAGUGAGGACUCAAACCCAAAAACUGCUCUUGAAGGGUUCCGAAUUGGAGCAGAAUGUGGACUUAAGACUUUUAGCUCUGGUGCCCCAGUCGGAGAUACUACUGCAUCUACCAGCGCAAAUUGGUGACUACACGGACUUUUACUCCUCCAUUCAUCACGCCACCAAUGUGGGUAUCAUGUUCCGUGGCGCAGACAAUGCUCUAAUGCCCAACUGGCGCCAUUUGCCAGUCGGAUAUCAUGGACGCGCCAGCUCUGUUGUCGUCUCUGGCACGCCCAUACGCCGGCCUUUGGGACAGACAUUGCCAGAAGGCGCCGAUAAACCGGUAUUUGGUGCCUGCAAGCUUUUGGACUUUGAGCUAGAAAUGGCAUUCUUUAUUGGCGGCCCUGGCAAUAAGUUGGGCGAAUCCAUCAAGGUGGACGAUGCUUGGCAGAAUGUGUUUGGAUUUACGCUGAUGAACGACUGGAGCGCUCGCGAUAUACAGAAAUGGGAGUAUGUGCCGCUGGGUCCGUUCACAGCCAAGAAUAUGGGCACUACCAUAUCCCCAUGGGUAGUAACGACGGCAGCGUUAAAGCCAUUUUUACUGGACAACUUUCCCCAGGAACCGGAAGUACUGCCAUAUUUAAGACAAUCUGUACCCUUUAAUUUUGACAUCAAUCUGGAAGUUUCCCUAAAACCUGCCAAUGAUAACGAGACGCUCAUUAGUAAGUCCAACUUUAAGCAUUUGUAUUGGACACCCCUGCAGCAGAUUGCCCAUCACUCGAUCACUGGCUGCAAUUUGCGACCUGGCGAUUUAAUGGCUUCGGGUACGAUAAGUGGCGAAACGCCCGAUUCGUAUGGCUCGCUUUUGGAGCUGUGCUGGCGCGGUACAAAAACGGUGGAGCUGCAGGGCGGGAAAACGCGCAAAUUUCUGCAGGACUACGAUGAGGUCAUCAUUCGUGGACACUGCGAGAAGAAUGGCCUUCGCAUAGGUUUCGGCAGUUGCGCGGGUCAAGUGCUGCCGGCUCACCCGGUGGAGCAAUAAAAAUGUGUGUAUAUGUAUAUUAAUCAAUAAAGAAUUCA